Molecule: messenger RNA, 4124 nt
Organism: Vidua chalybeata
Lineage: Eukaryota; Metazoa; Chordata; Aves; Passeriformes; Viduidae
Product: proto-oncogene Mas-like
Exons: 4
Coding region: 857-1834 (325 amino acids)
Biological process (GO): G protein-coupled receptor signaling pathway
Cellular component (GO): membrane
Molecular function (GO): G protein-coupled receptor activity
Source: RefSeq, a predicted model, not a curated record
GGGGAUGGGGAUGGGAAUGGGGAUGGGCAUGGGAAUGGAAAUUGGGAGCAGGGAUGAGGAUGGAAUGGGGAUAGGAGGAGGAAGCAGCUCAGCUCUGCUUCCUCAGCCCAGAGCACAUUUUGGCAAUGAUGUCAGAGCCCUUCCGAGAAGAGGAAUUGUUUCUGAGAAGCACCCAGCAGCCUCACCUACACUGGCAGCACUGCCAACAUUCCAGUGCCACCAGCAGCAGCAGCCUCCCUCUGCUGCUGGAGGGACAGUGAUCACUCAGAGGAUAGAAACGAGGAAUGGUAGAAACUUGUCAGGAGAGGGAAGGCAGUUGGAGAAUGGUCCAUUCUGCAGGGAAGGAGGGUUUCUCAUCAGGAGGGAAAGAGGAGCCAAUCACAGAAAUCUUCAUUUAGAGCUUCUGACAAAAGCCACUUCCUCUGAAGAAGAAAAAAAAAAAAGCCACACCCAAAACAAAUAACUCUGAGGAACUGAAAUUCUGAAGUAGGCAAAGUUGCAGUUUUUCACUCCCUUACUCCACCAUGUGUCCACCGAGCCUUUGGGAACAAUAUCAUGACAGGGCACGGAGAGGAGCCAGACUGAUGGACGUGAGGAGCUCCUGGUGAUUUGAGCACUUUCUCCUUCAUGUCACUGACCUGGGAGGAUCUGCGUUAGGACAUGGAUCCCAAAGGAGCAAGAGGUACCAGGAAGCACUGCUGAUCUGCGCAGACCCCUUUGCCUACUGCUGCUCCACAGGGAACAGGGAGCUGCUGAGGAGCCGCAUGGUCCAUUCCUGGAUUCUCCAAGCACUGACUCCCCAUCCCCUCUGACCACAGCCAGGGGCCACAUCCCACUGCCUGCCCAGCGUCCAUCCAUGGAGGUGACCACCAUGUCCCCAUCUCCCACCUCACCGACCAACGGACCUGGUCAGUGUGAGAUCAAUGUCUCCAACGUGGCCAUAGACCUUGUGACGCUGCUCUUCAGUGUCUGUGGGCUGGUUGGGAACGGGGCUUUCCUCUGGCUCCUCCACAUUAAUGCCAUCACCGACUUCGUCUUCAACCAGGCCAUCACCAACUUCCUCUUCCUUAUCUUCAUGAUACCCUCCGCCCUGCUUUUCCUGCUGGAGGAAGUGUCCUGUUCUGCUAUAAUGGCCCCAAUGUAUCUGAGCUUGCUUUUCUCUCUGUCACUGUUCUCCUACACCAUGGGGCUGUACCGGCUGACAUUCAUUAGCAUUGAGAGGUGCAGGUCCAUCCUCUGCCUGUUUUUCUGUGGUUGCCAACUUCCUGAGCGCCUGCUGUGGGUGGUGAUGAGUGUACUGUACUGGGCAUUCCUUUUCAUGGUCAUCACUGUCAAUCCCAUGGUGACUUCCCUGUGCCAGUCACACGAGCAGGAGCAAUGCCAGGUGGCUCUCACCUCCAUGCACGCCCUCAACCUUUUCCUAGUAGCUGCACCGCUGCUCAUUUCCAGCACAAUCCUCUUCAUUAAUUUCAAGCCCGGCUCCCAGCAGCAGAAACACAAGAGGCUUGACACCGCGAUUGUCCUCAUUGCACUCUUCAGUCUGCCCCUCAGUCUCUGCUCUUUCCUGCAGCAGCUCGGUUACACAGUUGUGCCCUCCCACACGGUUUUCCUGCUCACCUGCAUCACCAGCAGCAUCAAACCCUUCAUCUACUUCUUGGUGGGGAGCUGGAAGAGAGACUGCUCCAUGGGGAGCUGCUGGAGACACUGCUCCAUGGGAAGCUGCAGGAGGCACUCCUCCAUGCAGUCCCUAAGGAAGGCGAUCCGCAGGGUGUUUGAGGAGCCAAAAAGAAACACUGCCUGUGGAAAUGAUCCCAACAUGGACACAGUGCUCUGAGCCUGUUGAUGCCUUCCACUGCACUCCUGAAGGACCCCAGGACAGUGGCUGAGAGAUUCCUUGAGCUGCCUGAUCGAUAAAUCUCCACAGGGUCACCCUCCCUGUGCUGGUGCAUCCCCCACCCCCUUUCCAGGCCGCACUGGGCUCUGAUUCGUGCUUGGGAGGCCUCAGCCUUGAGGAGCAGCCCCUGGGCUCAGCUCCUCUGGCACUGAUCAGAAACACCCUCUGCUCCCAGGAACUGCUGCUGGCCAACGACCCCCUGGGCUUUUAUCAACAGCCUUGGGAAUUAUUUCACUUCCCUGAAUGCCACACCAUCCCUGCUCCCACACUUUCACAGAAAGUUGCCUGCCCAAAGUGUGGCCAGGGUGAAACAUUGGUGUGGCUGAAGCCCAUCCCUUGGGGCCCUGUAAGCAGCGGUCCAAAAGGAGACCCUUGGAGCUCUCCUGGGCCCAGCAGCGCUGACCAGAAGCUCCCUGGCAGUGGGGCCUCUCCGAGCUGGGAUCUCUCCCGUCUGCUGCCCUCGGGUGAUGCCCCAACGCCGACGGCUCCUGGGCCGAUCCCCCAGCGCUCGAGGCCCAAGCCUUGGCACAGUGAGGAGAUGCAAACGGAUCCGCAGUGAGCAUUUCACUGCCUCCCAGGGGAAUUUCUCACAGGCACCUUGCACUGACUCUUUCUCUCUGUGUGCACACACCUGUGCAUCUGCUCUGGCAAAUGUGGGGGAGAUGCUGCUCUCUCAGGUGUUCCAGUACCUGAGACAUCUGAGUGAGUCAGGCCUGGAAGCAAGGUUAAGGCAUGAGAUACCAUUGCAGCUAAAUGCAGUUCAUGUUAUUUCCUUGCUAAAUUGUUUACUUCAAGGUACAAAAGCAGGAAUGGCUGGGAGAAGCAGAGACACUGCUCAUGGUCCCAGGUGGAGCAGGGCAGGAGCGGGGCUGUCGUAGGGGAAAAGGCGGCCCUGGGGAGGGUCUGGGAGUUGUCAGAGGGUUCCAGAAGGGUCAGAGUGUUCUGGAAUGUUCUGGAGAAGUUCAGGAAGUGUCUGGAUGCUGCUGAUUCCAAAUGUUCUGACUGAAGAGCAGUGGAGCCCAAGGGGCAGCGCUUCAAGAUUGCCCCAAAACCACUGCAGACCUCCUUAUCUGUUUUCCAGCCACGUUUGUCACCCUGUGUUCUCCUGAGGAGCACAUUGGAGCUGGACUUUCCUCCUCCCUCCUGGAUCCUAGAACACUAUGGCCAGGAGGAGCAGGGACACUGCCGGGGUCUCUGGUGGAGCAGGGCAGGAUCGGGGCUGUUGGGGGGAAAAGGGGGCCCCAGGGAUGGUCUGGGGUGUUAGAGGCCAUUUCAAAGCGGUCAGGAGAGGGUCAGAGGGGGUUGGAGGGGGUCUGGAUGCCGGCAAUCCCAGAGGAAAACAGAGCUUCACAGGCCACGCUCAGAGUGAGGGAGUGGCAGCUGUCUGGGAAGCCUGUGGGAUGUGAUAGGAUGGGGUGAGGAAGGAGAGCGGGGUGGGAAUGGGAUGGUGAUGGAGAGCAGGGAUGAGGAUGGCAUGGGAUAUGAUAGGGAGCAGCUGACCUGUGCUUCCUUGGACCCGGGGCAUGUUUUGGCAAUGAUCAUGGAGCCCUUCCUGGAAUGGAAGUUGCUUCUGAGAAGCACCCAGCUGACUCAUCAGCACUGCCAGCACUGCCAGCAUUCCAGUGCCACCAGCAUCUCUCUGCUGCUGGAGGGACAAUGACCCCUCAGGGAAGAAACAAGGAGUGGUAGAAGCCUGUCCAGAGAGGGAAGACAUUUGGAGAGUGAAACGGAAGGAGUCUUUCUAAUCAGGAUACAAUUAUGUGCCAAAGUAUUUCAUUUGGAGCUUUUGACAAAAGUCACUACCUCUGUAGGAAAAAAAAAAAAUCCACCCAGGAUAAAUAUCUAUGAGGAAGUGAAGCUCUGACAUAGCCAAAGAUGCGACUUCUGACUGCCCCAUGACUGCACCGAGUCAUGGGUGGCAACAACAGGAUUGGGCACGGACAGCAGGUGGUGGGACAGGAGUGGGGAGCUCCUGGUGAUCUGGGCACUUUCUCCUUCAUGUCACUGACCUGGCAGGAGCCACUUUAGGACAUGGAUCCCAAAGGAGCAAGAGGUACCAGGAAGCGCCGCUGAUCUGCACAGACCCCUUUGCCUGCUGCUGCCCCACAGGGAACAGGGAGCUGCUGAAGAGGCUGUGUGGUCCAUCCCUGGAUUCUCCAAGCACUGACUCCCCAUCCACUCUGACCACAGCCCGGGUCACAUCCCACUGCCUGCCCAGCGUCCAUCCAUG